AUGGUGGAGGUGCUGGAGCUGCCACAUGUGGUGCACUUCAUCGACCGGCCCAUGUGCUUCGUGGGGUGGCUGAAGAAAGUCCACCCCAGCGGGAAGUCUUUCAUCCUGUUGGAUGGGGAAGGCAAGCAGGUCACGGUGGAGCUGGCGGAGCCACUUGAAGAUCAGAUUUCUGGGAUCCUGGAAGUCGUUGGCAGAGUGAUGGCCAAGGCCACCAUUUUGUGUGCAUCCUACAUGCUGUUCAGAGAUCACAACAACAGCUUUGAUCUCCGGCUCUACAGUGACGCUCUCAAAAUCAUCCACAAGUUCCCACAGUAUUACCCGUUUGGGGCCACGCAACAGGACUGAC
Molecule: messenger RNA, 346 nt
Organism: Trichosurus vulpecula (common brushtail)
Lineage: Eukaryota; Metazoa; Chordata; Mammalia; Diprotodontia; Phalangeridae
Product: replication protein A 14 kDa subunit-like
Exons: 1
Coding region: 1-345 (114 amino acids)
Biological process (GO): mismatch repair; nucleotide-excision repair; double-strand break repair via homologous recombination
Cellular component (GO): nucleus; DNA replication factor A complex; site of double-strand break
Molecular function (GO): damaged DNA binding; single-stranded DNA binding
Source: RefSeq, a predicted model, not a curated record